UUGCUCAGGGUCCUACUAAGUUAUCACCUAGCAUGGCCGAGCAUUUAGAGUGAGAAGGUGCUGGUGACCAGUGCUUCUUGUUUCCACGGGACAAUGAUAUCAUCGCUGCACACACGCGGCCCGUGGCAAGAGUACUGGGAUGCACGCCCACCACCAUGCUCUAUAAAGGAAUGCUUCAGAGCAGUGUCAUUAGUUUUUUUCCAUCAUUCCACUUCUCUAACUACCAUAAUCAGACUCCUCCUAAUCAGUCGCUGUCAAUUAUAAAACUUACCGAACAUAAAAUAUUCAUCCUACACACGUCAUGUCGUCUGGAGACAACAACAACAACAACGUCAACCUCUUGCAAGGGCUGACAGACACCCUUGGCAAGACUGUCGGAGGCCUCACAGAUACGGUCGGCGGUCUUGUCGGCGGAGUAGGCCAGACGGUCGGCGGAGCUACUCAGGGUCUGGGGAAGACUGUGGGCGGCGUGGGCGAAGGCUUGGGCAAGACGGUCGGAGGAGCCAGUGAGGGCGUGGGAAACACGACCAAGGGCCUCGGACAGUCGACCAGUGACAUUCUGAGCAGCAUCAAUGGCGACCGGACUGGCGACAACGCGCGGAGGUGGUAAUUUGAGGUGCGAGGUGUUUGGAUGCCGAUAUGAUACGAUACGAUAUGAUGUGAUGCGGUUUGAUGCGGUUCUUAUCUUCUGCUGCGAUCGACUAUAUUUGAGUUGAUGUCGAUUUCUGUAUUAGUAUGGGGUUUUUUUUUCCAAUCCUUGAGCCUUGGUUCAAAACUUCUUCGUAUGAUCUGUCGGUAGUUCGACUCUUAAGAAUUCUAGAUACUGGCACGUAUCACAGGGGGAAGAAUAGAUGCAGGUGCAAGC
This is a messenger RNA of Aspergillus aculeatinus CBS 121060, 865 nucleotides long. RefSeq lists its product as uncharacterized. Bases 302 to 610 code for a protein of 102 amino acids. The transcript has 2 exons. The record is from RefSeq and is a predicted model, not a curated record. NCBI's taxonomy places the organism in Eukaryota, Fungi, Ascomycota, Eurotiomycetes, Eurotiales, Aspergillaceae.